UAUAUUCCCCUGUCACAAGAUAGAAACAGUUAAACAAGAAGAUUAACAGACACACUAUGAAUAGAAGUGGUGUCAUGUUUCGAACAUUUGCUCUAUUGAGUUUAUAUUUUGUCUAUACAUCACAACAAGCACCUAAUACAACUCAACGACCUGUCAGUCGAAAAGAUGCCUGCUCUUUCUGGCAUAACUUUACGAGGGAGAUGAACGAGGUUUAUAAAACAUACAGCUACCAGAAUUAUAACUGUACAUAUGAUCCACAAAAAUGUAAUGGAGCAGAUUGCACUGGUUCCAUUUAUUACAAGGUACAAGGUACAGAUCUGAUUAAUGUAUCGUUUUGUUUUGGACUGAGAAUGAAUCAUUGUGACCACCCAAAUAUAUCAAUGGACAUAUAUUAUGCUGACCCAAACAAUGCCUCGACAGCAUUUACAGACCGAAUACAUCAUAAUGAUAAAAAAGAGAUCAAAAGUUUGAAGAUGGAUUUAGCUGGUAUAGGGACUUUGGAACCAUUCCUAUUCUUUCACCUGACCAAACCAGUUCCACAUCAUGUACUGUUUGGGAUAAGAUUAAAAGUUCGACUGACAUCAAAAUUGUUUGGUAUUGAAUCUUGGCCGUCACAGUACCAGCAAGAUAUCGUUCCAAAAACAGAAAUUCCAGCUACACCAUGUCCUGCUGGUCUAAAUGCGACUUCACCUCCUCUUGCUAAUGCUACAUGUGUGCGUAAUCCUGUGAUGAUUCCUCGUACAACACCUAUAACAUUCCCAAUCCAUUCUUCAUCCUACCACAAACCAUGUGCUUUGAAUGCCUUUGGCAGCUGCUCUGGUCCUAAUGAAAUAUGUCAACAGAAAAACAAAACCCACGGGAUUUGUGGAUGUUUUGAUGGUCAUGUUAUGAGCCCCACAACUGGGACCUGCUCAGGGAAAGACGCUGUCGUCCCAACUUGGAAUCUUGGUCCUGUUUCCACAGCUCUACCUGCUGUUAUCCCUCAUAGUCAGCCACAGACCGGGAAUAAGUCCACAUCUGUCAGCAAAUCAGUUCUGAUUGGUGGAGUAGUUGGAGGUAUUAUUUUUAUACUGAUUAUUGGAGUUGUCGUGGUUGUGGCUUGCAAACGCCAUCGCAACAAUCGACAGUAUAUUGGACGCCUCUUAUUGGACACUGAUGAUGACACUGAUAAUGUUAUUUAAAUGAAAAGGAGGCUGGGAGAUGAAAAAGAGUCUGGGUUAAAAAGGACAGGAUAAGGACUCAUCUCAUGUGAUUUAGAAGCAUCCUUAGUAUCAAUUAAUAAAAACUUCCUUUUGAACCCAACUGUUGAGGAAGUUAGCCUCAUAAAUAACUCUGAUGUAUAAUGGUGGUUCAAAAGGAAGUUUAUCAUUUUUACAUUUUUCAGAUUUUAAGGACUUUUUGUGAGAUGCUUUCUGAAUUUAGUUUCAAUGGUUAUUUUUUCUAAAAUUUAUUUUGUAUAUAUGAGGGUUGAAUUUUUUUGUUUGUUACUAAGAUUCCAAAUUUUUUGCCGAUGUGUUGUAUAUAGCACUUUUAGUCAGUUUGUUUUCGAUCUAUGAGUUUGACUGUCCCUCUGGUAUCUUUCGUCCCUCUUUUAGAACCAAUGCCACUAAUCGGCUAUGGUAUUUAGUAAGAUUGUCCUUGGAUCAGACUUAAAUAUAUUUUUUGUCCAUUUUUAUUACUUUGAGCUGGAAGAUGUUGAGCUGAUGAUGUUAUGUAGUUAGAAUUACCAACUCCCUCAUGCAAAUAAAGUUCUAAGUUAUUUUUGGGGAGGCUGAUUUAUAUAGGAAUCACACUGUCUUUCUGUUCCUCAAUUCACCGUUUCAGAAUCUAAUGAAUUCUGGGUAAUAUUUUCAAAAGCGUACACCGACGCGUUGUGAUUGGUUUCAAACGUUCUAAACAAUGGAAAUUCAAUGAAAUGUAAUGUUAUUUUUAUUUUGGUGUACAAACAAUGAGAUUACCCAGAGUCCUUUAGAUUCUGAUAGGGUGAAUUAGUCUGUCUGUCUGUUUGUUACUCUGUCUAUCCAUGUGCUUUGUAAUGGCAACUCCUCCUUAAUGUCUGCUUGUUACUCUGUCUAUCCAUGUGCUUUGUAAUGGCAACUCCUCCUUAAUGGAUAGACAUAUUUUAAUGAACUUUACACAGGGGAGAUAACAUAUUAAAGGGGAGAUAACAUAUUAAAGGGGAGAUAAUCAAAUUAAAGGCGAGAUAACAUAUUAAAGGGGAGAUAAUCAAACUAAAAAGGAGAUAACAUAUUAAAGGGGAGAUAACAUGUUAAAGGGGAGAUAAUCAAAUUUGCAGGACAGGGGUAUUCUUUUCUGAGUUCACUCACAGUCCUAAAUUGAACCAUGAUUGUUAAAUUGAAUUAUGAAUUUUUAUGUCUACCCAUCUUAUCAAGAAUAUAUAUUGAUUAAAAUAGGUUAAGCAACAUAUGCCUUAAUUUAAAAACUUUAAAAUGAAAGUUUCCAAGUUUUAAUCUAUAAGGUUAAUUGUUUGUUGAGUAAACUAUGCACCUUAUUCUUUAUUUUCUUUGUGACAGAAAUUUAUCAUGUUUAUAGAAUUAAAAAUAUUUGUUGCUAAACUUUUGUUACUCAGUUUAUUUUGGAAAAAGGAUAUAUAUGCUUUUAAAGUCUGGUGUUGGUUGUUGUGGUGAUCUGUUGUAAUGUCAUAUACAUUUGGUAUUUAGUGUUAUCCUCUAUGUUUUUUUAACUGAUGUUUAUAUCUAAGUCGUGUAAAAUCAUUUUUCUAUGUGCAAUAAAUAGAGAAUAUCAUAUGGCUUUUUCAAUAUCACAUCCGUAUCAACCCGAGACACCAAUAUAAUCAAAAGAGCUCUGCUCGAGGGAUUAUAUUGGUUGAGGGUUGAUACGGUGUGUGAUAUUGAAAAAGCCAUAUCAUAUACACUUUAUUAUAUACAUAUACCUCACGUAAAUGUUUUUUAUGUGACACGAAGUCAUACAGAUAAGGAGGUUUGAAAUGAUGUCAUACAGAUUACAGGUUUGACAUGACGUCAUACAGAUUAGGGGUUUGAUAAAGCCUUUGCAACAGUGACUGCAAUCGAUGAAGUGACGUCAUACAGAUUUAAGGUGUGAUAAAGCCUUUGCAACCGUGACUGAUAUCGAUAUCAUCACGGGUGGCUGAUACAGCACGCUUGCCAAUGAUUGUAUUACACAUACAAUUUAUCUGUAUUUACUACUAAGUAUAUAAUAAUGUAUUUAAAUGUAUUUGUUAAAACUUCGUUACUCCUUAAUUUAAUGUAAAAAAAUUUAGUAACUCCUUGAUUUAAUGUUAAAAAAUUUAGUAACUCCUUGAUUUGAUGUUAAAACUUCGUUACUCCUUGAUUUAAUGUUAAAAAAUUUAGUAACUCCUUGAUUUAAUGUUAAAAAAUUUAGUAACUCCUUGAUUUGAUGUUAAAACUUCUUUACUCCUUGAUUUAAUGUAAAAAAAUUUAGUAACUCCUUGAUUUAAUGUUAAAAAAUUUAGUAACUCCUUGAUUUGAUGUUAAAACUUCGUUACUCCUUGAUUUAAUGUUAAAAAAUUUAGUAACUCCUUGAUUUAAUGUUAAAAAAUUUAGUAACUCCUUGAUUUGAUGUUAAAACUUCGUUACUCCUUCAUUUAAUGUUAAAAAAUUUAGUAACUCCUUGAUUUAAUGUUAAAAAAUUUAGUAACUCCUUGAUUUGAUGUUAAAACUUCUUUACUCCUUGAUUUAAUGUAAAAAAAUUUAGUAACUUCUUGAUUUAAUGUUAACAAGUUUAGUAACUCCUUGAUUUGAUGUUAAAACUUUGUUACUCCUUAAUUUAAUGUAAAAAAAAUUAGUAACUCCUUGAUUUAAUGUUAAGAAAUUUAGUGACUCCUUGAUUUAAUGUUAAAAAAUUUAGUAACUCCUUGAUUUGAUGUUAAAACUUCGUUACUCCUUGAUUUGAUGUUAAAACUUCUUUACUCCUUGAUUAAAUGUUAAAAAAUUUAGUAACUCCUUGAUUUGAUGUUAAAACUUCGUUACUCCUUGAUUUAAUGUUAAAAUAUUUAGUAACUCCUUGAUUUAAUGUUAAAAAAUUUAGUAACUCCUUGAUUUAAUGUUAAAAAAUUUAGUAACUCCUUGAUUUGAUGUUUAAACUUAGUGACUACUUGAUUUAAUGUUAAAUUUACUAACACCUUGAUUUAAUGUUAAAAAAGUUAGUAACUCCUUGAUUUAAUGAUAAAAAAUUUAGUAACUCCUUGAUUUGAUGUUAAAAAAUAAGUAACUAGUUAAUGUUAAAACAUGGGAACUUAUUGACUUAAUGUUUAACAUGAUUCUUAGCAUCUGUUGAAAUUAAAAUUGCUGAUGAAAGAUUAAAGAUUUAUAAAUGAUCAUGUAUAGAUAAGACUGCAUCAUUGUUGCAAUUUUAAUUUUGACAACUGUACAAAUUGUAAAAAGCUUUUUUAACAAAACAGAAAGAAAACUUUAUUUUUUGUUUGUUGAAAACUUAAGUUUAGAAGGUAUAUGUUAUUAUUUUUGUUAACAUCGUUUAAAACAAUCAUGAAUUUAUUGUAACUUUGAAGCAUAAAUGUACAUAUAUUUAUUGAAUUACACAAAUGAUAGAAUGUCAUAUGAUUUGAUGAUGAAAAGAAAUAUGAAAUUGUAAAAAAAUCUUCAGAUGUUGAUUUGCUUUACAAUAUAUUGUAAACAAGCUUAAGGGAAAAUUCAAGGCCGUCUGUUGCUAUGGUUUUGAUAUUUGUGACAGUUUUAUUUUUGUAGUAAAAAGACAGUUUGCCAAAAAUAAGAUGUCAUUAAAUGCAAAAUAUGACAAAACAUCACUUACAUCUUGUAUUUUAAAAACAAAAUCCCAUAUACAGUACCAUGAAUUCUUUUCUAGCUAUUAGUAUAGAAACAAAUUGUUUGAUUGAUUUUUGCUGUCAUGUUUUUGUUAGCCAUAUACUGAAGAACAAUUAUUUUGUCUUUGAGAUUAAUAAACAGGGGUACAAUGUCAUAAAUGUAGGCAUAAUUUUUAUUUUACUAGAUAUUUUUAUUUGACAAAAUGCAUAAUAUUAUGAUCUGAUCAUAUAACAUUAAGGAAGAGUCGAGUUUACAUGUCAUUAUAAUACUGAAUAUUGAAUUUAUUUAACAAAUUAUUUUCUUGGACUUUUGAACAAAUUUGUGAGAUAUUAACCUCUGGUUAGGUUUUUUUUCUUCAAAUAAUGUGGGUUCAAUAUAAUUCAUACAUAAUAGACUAUUUUCAUAUUACCAACUUUCGACUCCGGAUUAUAUAAUUUGUCGACUGGUUACCUUGGACAUCAUGGUACCAAGUCAGGUAAGAGCAAGCUAAAGAAGUAAAACCAAGCUUUCAAUCGGUACAAUUUUGGGGGAAAAUUACCUGCUUAACAUUUUUUUUUCACUACAAAAUCAUCAGAAAACAGUAAACUUUCCCCUCAAAUUACACCGAUUAUAUGUUUGAUUUUACUUAUUUUGGUUGCUCUUACUUGACCGAGUACCAUGAUGUCCAAGGUAACCAGUCGACAAAUUAUAUAAUCCGGAGUCAAAAGUCGGUAAUAUGAAAAUAGUCUAUUGGAUACCAAUUAUCAUGGAUUGGGUUGGUAUAGGUAACCACUUAUUUAAAUGUUUAACGAAGUACAAAUAUUCUAUUUGUUUGUAUGCAUGCAGACCGAAUAAAUGAAACAUCCAGGAAAAUACAAUUUUUCUUCAAUCCUUGAAAAUUGGUACAUGUAUUCACAAAAAUAAAUAAAUUGACAGUAGAUACAAAUAAGUAUGGAGUUGAGUUACUAUAAAUUCAGAAAUUAUAGCAUGCAUUUAUUAUUGCGAUUUUGAAGAAUGGACCAAAUGCGAGAUUAAUUAUUGCGAUUUCAGGAAAAUAUGCAUACAGAUUUGUGUAUCAGAUGUCAGAAUGUGAGUUCUUAUUAUUGCCAUCAUCACCCAAUUGCAUUAUUUUCGCAUUAAUAAAAACCUUGUAAUAAUUUCUGAAUUUACGGUAUAUUGAGAGUAGAUCUGUGCAGUGUUUUUGGACUGUUGUUUGUGUUAAACCUUCCCUAUUGGUCAUCAUAUUGGCUAUCUUCUUUAGUCUUCUCUUGUUAUCAUCUUACCUGUUGUUACAGUUGCUUCUAAAUGUUAAUAAGUUAAAUAUAUUGACCGUAUUAAAUACACUUUCAAAGAUUGAGUGAAAUGUGCUGUUUUUUUAAAAGAACUUAGCAGUCUUACAUUAUUAUGACAUAUGGAGUUGGUUGUUAAUCAAAGCUAAAUACUUCUGUGUCUACAUGAACCUUGAUCAUGAACUGUAAUGGAAACUAUGAAUAUUUUAUGUGAUUAAGGAACCAAUACAGAUACAAAAUUUACAUAAAGAUAAAUACUAGAACACACCCAUGGGUCUGUGAUUGAAUUAAAGUACCUACGCCUUGUUUUUAGCCUGGAUUUUUUUGUAAUCAUAUUGUCAUCUGAUAGAAGUCAUACUGAUUAUAAGGUGCACAGUUUUCUCUGCUUUCAAAAUCUUUCUGUUUGAACCCAGCCUGGUUUUCGUACAACCAUACAACUGGAAACUACAUGUGACAUAUACAAUUGUUAUCAAUAUUGGAUUUGACCCGGAACUUGUUAAUUACUGGUAAUAUUAAUUAUGUGGAAAACAAAAGGGCUUGGAAUGGUGUAAUUUUUAAUCAACACCAUUAUCCUAUAUUAGUUAAGGAAUGACUGUAAUACUUUUUCUGUCUAUGAAGAAAUAACAUCAAAAACACUGCACAGAUCUACUCUCAAUUUAUUAGAAAUUCAGAAAUUAUUACAUGCAUUUAUUAUUGCGAUUUUAAAGAAUGGACCAAAAUGCGAGAUUAAUUAUUGCGAUUUCAGGAAAAUAUGCAUACAGAUUUAUGUAUAAGAUGUCAGAAUGUGAGUUCUUAUUAUUGCCAUCAUCACCCAAUUGCAUUAUUUUCGCAUUGAUAAAAACCUUGCAAUAAUUUCUGAAUUUACAGUAAAUUGAGAGUAGAUCUGUGCAGUGUUUUUGGACUGUUGUUUGUGUUUAACCUUCCCUAUUGGUCACCAUAGUGACUUUAUUCUUCUCUUGUUAUCGUCUUACCUUUUGUUACAGUUGCUUCUAAAUGUUAAUAAGUUGAAUAUAUUGACCAUAUUAAAUACACUACCAAAGAUUGACAGAAAUGUGCUGUUUUAAGAACUUAGCAGUCUUACAUGAUGAUGACAUAUGGAGUUGGUUAUUAUUCAAAGCUACAUACGUUUUUGUCUGCAUGAACCUUGUUCAUGAACUGUAAUUGAAAGUUUUGAAACUAAGAAAAUUUUCAUGUGAUCAAAAACCAAUACAGACGCAUAACUUACAUAUAAAUAAAUAUUAGAAAAAAAUAAAAAUUGUUUAACCAUAUACAUGAGAUCUGUCAUUUUUUGGAUUCCUUAUUUAAGAAAUACUGACAUUGUCUCCCAGUGGUCAUAAUUGAACUACUUUUACUAUUUGACAUAUUUUAUAGGUGUUUCCUUUAGUUCUGAUUUCAAGGGUUGUGUGUUUAUAUUUUAUAAGUUUUUCUUUUUAGAUCUGAACUUCUAUAUAUUUAUAAAUUACUUGUUUUAUUGUAAUUUUGUUAAAUAGAUCUAAGUCUCAAAAUUUCAGGAAAGUUGUUAUUGUUGCAGCAGUAUGAUAUAAAUGGAGAAUGUUGAUAUUGUUGCGUUCAUCAAUAUUACUUGAUCAGACAAAAUUUGAAUUUAUCUCACAAAAGUUUGAAUCAUUGUUUUUUUAAACUUGAAUCAUAACAGAUAAAGGCUUGAUGGCUUAUAUGCCUAAUUAAUUUCAAGAAACAUUUCAUUUCAUUUAUUAAUCAUACUUACAAUCAACCAUUUUGUUAUUACUUUCUUUUGAUUAUGUUUUUGAAAUAGUUGAUUUGUUAUAACUAGCAAUGUAUAAAUAAUCUUUUAACAAAAAUCACUAGUCAGUAAACACUGAGGUUGUGGAAUCCUGCACAUGGCAGGUGUGUUUGACUCAAAUCUUCUUUCACUAGGAUUGUCAGUUUUCCUACCAAAUGUCGGUGGUUCUCUUUGGGCACUCCUGCUUCCUCCACAAAUAUUGUUGUAUCAAUGCUAAACAUAUGGUCAUUUUAUAGAAAAUCCACUGACUUUCCCCCUGUACUCUAAUAUUUGACAACUCAGAGCUUGAUAGAUGGAGGAUUAUUGCCUGCAGUGCUAGCAAUGAAUUCCUUUAAUUAGUUUAUGAAUUAAGAUUUUGGUGAAAGCAAAUAUAAAUAUGGUCCAUUUCAAGUACACCUUCUAGGAUUCGCCUGACUUUAGUGACUCAGCACAAGGUUUUUUGGAAUGUAAAGGUUGUUUAUGAUUUUUUGUAAACAAUAAAUGCUAGCACAUCAUGGACAAAUAAGUGAGUAAUCUAUGUUUAAAAUUUUAUAACGAAAAUCUCUGUAUGUUUUGUGUACACUUUUUUGUUAUUGUUUGUAUGAUAUUAUAGGUUGUUUUGAUAUGAAAUCAUGUUAACAACAGAAAUCCAUUUCCGUAUUUCUAUAUGUAUAUGUAUUGUUAAUUGGUUCCCAUCCUGAACAUGCAUGAAAUAUUUGCCUCUGGACGUUAAGUAACCAACAAUCAAUCAAUCAAUCUAUAUGUAUAAAUUCAAACCACUAAACAUACAUGAUAAUGUUCAAUAAAACCAUACUUUAGAAGGGAAGGCACUUCAAAAUAUCAUUUAUGGAUUGGAGAUUUUGAAAACUGAAAUGUAAGAGUAAUUCCAAAGUAACCUCUAUAAGUUAGUACCCCUUUUUCAAAGUGCCUUUUCUUGGUACCAUGUAUGUUUUAGUGGAAUAGCAGGAUUGAUUUGGAAGAUAAAUUUGCAGUUUGUAAUAAUUUCUUUGUUUGUAAGCUUAUAUGGAUUAACAUAAAAUAUUUGCAGUGUUUUGUUGGUGAUUUUCAUUUAAUCACUAAAUUAAGCAAAAGUAAUCAAUAAUAAUCUUCUCUAUUGUAUUUACAUGUGUGAAACUAGUCUACUAUGAUCUUGGAAUGAAAUCUGCUAUCAUUUGUAUAACAUUCAAACAUAUUAAAGGACGUAGAACGACUUUUUGUGUUCUCAACAUUACUAAAGUACAGUCAAAGCACAAGUUAGGAACAGUUGAAGAGAUUUUAGUCUAGUUUCAUGUUUUCAGUUAUGUAAAAAAAUACUUUUGUCUGAACAUAAUGAUGUCAUAAAGUUGUUUAUAUUUUUUCUUGCUUUAAUUUAUAAUUUUAUAAUACUAACAACAUGUUAUUCAAGAGUGAUAUGUAACUAGUUAUUGUAUUUGAUUUUAAUUGUUUAAAUAUGAUUGUUCUCUUUGUAAAGAAAUUUCCUCAUCACUGGUUCACCUUGUUCUCAUGAUAAUUAUGUAAGUUUCAUCCAAUAAAUUAUUGUACCUGUA
Mytilus californianus (California mussel) is the source of this 9361-nucleotide messenger RNA. RefSeq lists its product as uncharacterized. The transcript is spliced from 8 exons. Bases 57 to 1181 code for a protein of 374 amino acids. Lineage: Eukaryota; Metazoa; Mollusca; Bivalvia; Mytilida; Mytilidae. The record is from RefSeq and is a predicted model, not a curated record.